UAGUGCUCGCGUAUCAACCAUCAUCGCAACCUGUGUAUCGUAUGGUUCCAGGGAACAAAGAGAGAACGUUACAGACACCCUGAGAAAGGUAUCAUCUAGAUCAAAGUAAGGUACCUUUUUCCUUGAUGGAUGGUUUACAUUCGCCCACCACGUAUUCUUUCUCCUCACACAUAUAUAUUGAGAGGUCGUGCACCUUCAUUCUCUAUCACUCACUGCGACAAAAGCAUGGAGAUGGCUACACUCACUAAUACUUUCCUAAUUAUCUUCUUAAUCUUAAUUACGUCAGGGGCAAAACCGUCCGAAUCAGCAAGAAUCUUCACCAUGACAAACGACUGCAAAGAAACAAUCUGGCCUGCAAUUACCCCUGGCGAAAAUUUCGGUGGUGGAGGUUUUGAACUCAAACCGAAACAGUCGAUCGUCUUCACGGCCCCCGUCGGGUGGUCAGGCCGGAUCUGGGGCCGAACCGGAUGCAACUUCGGCAAAACCGGGACCGGUUCCUGCCAGACAGGCAGCUGCGGGGACGCCAUCAAAUGCGGGGCUUCGGGCAAAACCCCUGCCACGCUGGCAGAAUUCACACUCGCGUCUCCCGAUUUUUAUGACGUCAGCAUGGUCGACGGCUUCAACUUGCCGUUAGCUGUAACGCCCGUUAACGGUAAGGGGAACUGCAGUGCGGCGGGGUGUGACGGAGACCUGAAUCUAAAGUGCCCGAAAGAGCUCGCCGUUAAAGUGGGCGGCAAGACGGUGGGUUGUAGGAGCGCGUGUGACGUGUUCGGCUCCGACGAAUAUUGCUGCAAGGGGGUGUUUGGGAAUCCGGUGACGUGUCAGCCCACGUCGUAUUCGAAGCUGUUCAAGGCAGCGUGUCCCGCGGCCUACAGUUACGCUUACGACGAUCCCACGAGCAUUUUUACGUGCUCCAGCACCGAUUACAUCAUUACGUUCUGCGCCUCCAGGAAGAAAACGGUUUGCACGUAUCAUGACAAUAAGGUGGUUUGUAAUGGAUCUGACGGCUCCAAAUCACCCACUCUCAAAUGGUUGGCUGUGAUGCUUUUUUAUGCAUUGAUAACUUCCUGGGCCAUAUCAUAGGAAGUCUUAUUUUUCACCAUUUUUGAAAUGUACUAAAUUGCCAUUUAUUUAUUUUAAUUGUUUCUCCUCUCACAUAACUAUGGAAGAGAGGGUUUAUUUUUAUUUUUUUCAUGUAGUAAAAUUCAUAUGUACAGAUCUGUUCACAAAUAAUAAAAAUAAAGGAAGACAUUCACA
This is a messenger RNA of Magnolia sinica, 1257 nucleotides long. RefSeq names its product pathogenesis-related thaumatin-like protein 3.5. NCBI's taxonomy places the organism in Eukaryota, Viridiplantae, Streptophyta, Magnoliopsida, Magnoliales, Magnoliaceae. The record is from RefSeq and is a predicted model, not a curated record. Bases 130 to 1083 code for a protein of 317 amino acids. Gene Ontology annotation, biological process: defense response. Gene Ontology annotation, cellular component: extracellular region. The transcript is spliced from 3 exons.